Molecule: messenger RNA, 2303 nt
Organism: Vicugna pacos (alpaca)
Lineage: Eukaryota; Metazoa; Chordata; Mammalia; Artiodactyla; Camelidae
Gene: SH2D2A
Product: SH2 domain containing 2A
Cellular component (GO): cytoplasm
Source: RefSeq, a predicted model, not a curated record
GGCGACAUUUCCUGCCCCCGGGGGCAGGGGUGAGAGGAGAGAUGAGUUGCUGAGUGUGCACACCUUUGAGAGCCCAUACACACAGCCUGCUCUGGGGGCUCCUUUCCUAAGCUGCCCCCAUGGAGUUCCCCCUGGCCCAGAUAUGCCCCCAAGGGAGUCCAGAAGCCCCCGCCUUGAACUUCAGCACCUUCCUGCCCGUGGACUUGAAUCCCAGGAGCUGCCAGGACCUGAACUUGCUUCCGGGACCCAGACUCCAGGCUCCAAAGGCUGAGGAGGCUCAGUCCACCCCCAGGGCCCUGGCUGUCCACGCUGUGGCACCUCCCCAGACCCUGGGGGCUGCCUUCAGCCCAAAGGACGUUGGGAAGGCUGAGGAGGUACCUAAGGAAGGAGGCCUGUCCCUGCAGGCUGAGACUCAAGCUUGGUUCCAGAAGACCCAGGCCCGUGAGCUCCUGCAGCACGGGGCAGCCCCCGCCUGGUUCCACGGCUUCAUCACCCGGAGAGAGGCCGAGAGGCUGCUGGAGACAAAGCCUCAGGGAUGCUACUUGGUGCGUUUCAGCGAGAGCGCUGUGACCUUUGUGCUGACUUACAGGGGCCGGACUUGCUGCCGCCACUUCCUGCUGGCCCAGCUCCGGGACGGGCGCCACGUGGUGCUGGGCGAGGACAGCGCCCACGCGCGGCUGCAGGACCUGCUGCGGCACUACACGGCGUGCCCGCUCAGCCCCUACCGGGAGAAGCUCACCGAGCCCCUUGCCCGUCAGACUCCUGAGCCCGCGGGACUGUCCCUAAAGACUGAAGAAUCAGACUCUGGAAGUAAAAGCCAGAACUCACAACCUCAGUAUAGCCCAAUCCUCAAAAAGGAGCAGAGCGCAUCCGCCACGCAGAAGGAAGGGGCUAGGGAGCCACAGGAGCCGUCCAGGCCCAGGCCUCCCGUGCCCGCCAAACUUCAGCUGCCCUAUGAAGUCUACACAAGCUCCGCUUCGAGACCCCGCCCAACCCCGCCCCCUAAGCCCUCCAUCCCCAUCUACCACGAACCUGAUGAACCCAUAGACUUCUAUGCCAUGGGCCGUGGCAGCCCCGGGGAAACCCCCAGCAACAUUUAUGCCGAGGUGGAGGUGAAAGUGCCUGAUUCAGGGGGUGAGAGCCUGCCGCGCAUCCUCAGGCACGAAAUCCUACGGAAGUGCAAGUCCAGACCCGUCCCAGAAAGCCAGAAUCCAAGUGGCCAGCAACUGUAUUCUGAGAACUUUGCGGCUGAACAAGGCCUUUCCAUGCCCCACCAGCCCCUACCCCGCUGGGGGCACACCCUCCCCCACAACUUUUCUAGACAGGUGCUUCAGGACAGAGGACAGGCCUGGCUCCCCCCGGGGCCUUCUCAGUAGCUUGUGAGUCUGAGCUGGCGGAGGAUAACUUGGAACAGUGGAUCGAGAGACCUUCACACACACCCAGGCGCCCUCCUCAGGAAAUGCGGAUGGAACAAACUGCAGGUGAUCAAAGCUGGCAAGGACCUCAACCAUCAUCUAUUGCAAAGAUGGCAAAAAGGUGUCACCUUGCAUGCCAACUCCGAUCCAUUGGUUGUGGCUUCCUAGAGCGCUGCGCUGGAAAGGAUGUUAAGGUCAUACUUGAACUCAGCAGAAAAGAACACCUGAUACACUGUGAUUGAUUAGCGAUAUCUGCCAUGGGUGAGAGAAGGAGGAAGAGAAGCAUCUACUUUGCCCUUACUGAUUAAGUCCAACCCCCUCACUGUGCAGAUAAGGAAACAACCAGAGAGGGAUAGUGGCUUAGCCAAGGUCAAGGACUAGAACCCAAGCUUCCUGAUUCCUCUGUAUAGUCCUCUGUUCCAUACCCCACAUCCACAGGAAUGUCAGGGAUUUCCUCAGAUAAGAAAUCUGGCUGCUGUCCAGAGUUCCACCUCAUGGGGGCCUGGGUGCUGGUUCCCAUCCUCCAGAUCUCAGCUUAGACCUGUUCCCCUGACUGGUCUGGGACCCCACAAAGAGCCUGGAGGUCAGAGGAGCAAAUGUGGAGUCAGCUUCCUUUUAGGGACACACCCACUGGCUCUCUCCCAAGAGUCAUUAUGAAUCCAAUGGCUCAGUGCUUGGCCAUCUUCUAAAACAGUGGGCUAGGAGGGCCCUGCUGCAUCCCACUGCCCUGGUUUCUCCUCCUGGAGUCUGAUUUCCUUGGCCCUCUGAGCCUUUGAGUCUGGGCCCUGUUCCAAAGCUGCUGUUGUCUGAGGAAUGGUUUGGCGAGAACAGAUGUUAGAACUUGUUUGUUGAUUCUUGUCUGGCUAAUAAAUCAUCGUCAACCACCUC